This is a messenger RNA of Hemibagrus wyckioides, 9175 nucleotides long. RefSeq names its product peroxisome proliferator-activated receptor delta a (gene pparda). Lineage: Eukaryota; Metazoa; Chordata; Actinopteri; Siluriformes; Bagridae. The transcript is spliced from 9 exons. Bases 401 to 1939 code for a protein of 512 amino acids. Gene Ontology annotation, cellular component: nucleus. The record is from RefSeq and is a predicted model, not a curated record. Gene Ontology annotation, biological process: positive regulation of transcription by RNA polymerase II; negative regulation of inflammatory response; hormone-mediated signaling pathway. Gene Ontology annotation, molecular function: nuclear receptor activity; RNA polymerase II cis-regulatory region sequence-specific DNA binding; zinc ion binding.
UGUCGCGUGACACAAACAGAGUAAUGGUCAGAGUUAGAGCUGUGGCGAAGAGGAGCGGGUCAGCCCGGACAACAUCCCUCACUUUUACACUUCUUUCAUUUAACCUUUACAUUGCGCGCGUGACUGCGGACAGAUCAACAGCUCCGACUCUCCUCUUCUUUAUCUCACUUUUCUCCGGGGUUUUAUUUCCUCCUUCAGCAGCGGCGAGUCUGAAACUCCACACAGAGACACAGGGAGAAAGUGUAACAAGCCGGACAGGAGGAGGACGGGGACAGUGAGUGUGUGUGUGUAAGAGAAAGAGAAUAGAGAUGGUGGUGGAUAAAUACACACACACUCCUGAUCCACACCGCAGAUUUCACAGAGCUUUACUUUGCUCUCUGUCUCGGCUCUGAUCGUGUUCAUGAUCAGAUUCUUCAGUGCAGCUUCGUCCUGGUCAUGUGGACAUCGAGGACAUUCGGCCAUGGAAGAGAUUGAGUCAGCCAUUUUAGCAAUGAAGAACAGGAAGUCUGUGGAGGUGGGCAGAGCUACCUCACCUUCCAGAAUCCAUGCCUCUCCCCGGGCGGGGCCAGAGGAGGAGAGCUUUGAGAAAGUGUUGUCCGAGCUGAGUGGGGCUGAAAAUGUGAACCUGGAGGCGGAGCUGGGUAUGGAGGAAGAGUUUGUAAAGACACCAGGCUGGGGGCGGGGCUAUGACAAAGUAGAUGCAGCAGAUGAGGUGGAACCUGAAAACAGCAGGGGCAGCAUGAAGGAGAUCCAAAAUCCUGCUUCAACUUUAGAUGUGUCUCACACUCCGUUGUCACAGCAGCUCCUGUUGGGUUGUGAUGAAGUGAAGGUGGUCAGUGUGGAGUGUCGGAUUUGUGGAGAUCAAGCUUCUGGAUUUCAUUAUGGAGUGCAUGCUUGUGAAGGGUGUAAGGGUUUUUUCCGCCGCACAGUGAGGAUGAAGCUGGAGUAUGAGAAAUGUGAGCGCAGCUGCAAGAUCCACAAGAAAAGCCGCAACAAGUGUCAGUACUGCCGUUUCAGGAAGUGUGUGAUGCUCGGGAUGAGUCAUGACGCGAUUCGAUACGGCCGCAUGCCCGAGGUGGAGAAGAGGAAGUUAGCGGAGGGGAUGUUAUCAGAGAGUCGGACAGUGAGCAGCUCCAACCUGAAGACUCUUGCUAAAAAAGUCAAUAGUGCGUACCUGAAACACCUGAACAUGACCAAGAGGAAAGCACGCAACAUCCUGACCGGAAGAACCACCUCCAACCCUUUUGUGAUCUAUGACCUGGGCUCUCUGAGGCGAGCGGAGAGCGGGGUGGUGUGGGACAGCGGGGUUCUGAGUGGACGAGCACAGAAGGAGAUCGGCGUUCACGUCUUCUACCGCUGUCAGUGCAGCACUGUGGAGACCGUCCGCCAGAUCACAGAGUUUGCCAAGUGUAUCCCGGGAUUCAUCGACCUGUAUCUCAAUGACCAGGUGACGCUGCUGAAGUAUGGUGUUCACGAGGCGAUUUUCGCCAUGCUUCCUUCUCUAAUGAAUAAGGAUGGGUUGUUAGUGGCUAAUGGGCGGGGCUUCGUCACACGUGAGUUCCUGCGCAGUCUUAGGAAGCCGUUCAGCGAAAUCAUGGAGCCGAAGUUCGAGUUCGCUCUCAAGUUCAAUGCGCUGGAGCUGGACGACAGUGACCUCGCGCUGUUUGUUGCUGCCAUCAUCUUGUGUGGAGAUCGUCCUGGGCUGAUGAAUGUGAAGCAGGUGGAGGAGAUUCAGGAUAAGAUCUUGCAGGCGUUAGACCAGCACCUGCAGCACACACACCCUGACGCUGCCUACAUCUUCCCCAGACUGCUGCAAAAGCUUGCUGACCUGCGACAGCUGGUCACUGAGAAUGCCCAGCUCGUCCAGAUGAUCAAAAAAACCGAAUCUGAGACUUCACUGCACCCUCUACUGCAGGAAAUCUACAGAGACAUGUAUUGAACACACACACACAGAGGAGAAACAGCUGCGCUGAGCUACAAUGUGAUAAAGAAUAACAGAUUAAUUGUUUUUGUUUAAUAAAUGAAGAAAUGUACUGGGAUUGAGACACAGGAUUAAAUCCACAAAGUUUAUAUUUAUUUAUUUCUGUUUGUUUAUUAAUGGGAGUAACUACUUAAUUCACAUGAAUUAGACGAAUCAAACUGCUGCAAUGUGACACACACACACACACAGAGUGACUGAGUGUCCGAGUGAAAGAUUGAGUGAGUGACUGGGUGAUUAAGUGAGUGUCUGGGUGAUGGAGUGUCUGGGUGAUGGAGUGAGUGGGUGAUUGAGUGAGUGCCUGGGUGAUGGAGUGUCUGGGUGUUGGAGUGUCUGGGUGAUGGAGUGUCUGGGUGAUGGAGUGUCUGGGUGAUGGAGUGUCUGGGUGAUGGAGUGUCUGGGUGAAUGAGUGAGUGUCUGGGUGAUUGAGUGAGUGUCUGGGUGAUGGAGUGAGUGCCUGGGUGAUGGAGUGAGUGCCUGGGUGAUGGAGUGAGUGUCUGGGUGAUGGAGUGAGUGGGUGAUUGAGUGACUGGGUGAUUGAGUGAGUGCCUGGGUGAUGGAGUGAGUGCCUGGGUGAUGGAGUGAGUGCCUGGGUGAUUAAGCGAGUGCCUGGGUGAUGGAGUGAGUGUCUGGGUGAUGGAGUGUCUGGGUGAUGGAGUGAGUGUCUGGGUGAUGGAGUGUCUGGGUGAUGGAGUGAGUGGGUGAUUGUGAGUGACUGGGUGAUUAAGUGAGUGGGUGAUUGAGUGAGUGCCUGGGUGAUGGAGUGAGUGCCUGGGUGAUUAAGCGAGUGCCUGGGUGAUGGAGUGAGUGUCUGGGUGAUGGAGUGUCUGGGUGAUGGAGUGAGUGGGUGAUUGAGUGACUGGGUGAUUGUGAGUGACUGGGUGAUUAAGUGAGUGGGUGAUGGAGUGAGUGCCUGGGUGAUGGAGUGAGUGCCUGGGUGAUUGAGUGAGUGCCUGGGUGAUUGAGUGAGUGUCUGGGUUAUUAAGUGAGUGCCUGGGUGAUGGAGUGAGUGGGUGAUUGAGUGUCUGGGUGAUUGAGUGAGUGUCUGGGUGAUUGAGUGAGUGUCUGGGUGAUGGAGUGAGUGUCUGGGUGAUGGAGUGACUGGGUGAUUGAGUGAGUGUCUGGGUGAUGGAGUGCCUGGGUGAUGGAGUGAGUGGGUGAUUGAGUGUCUGGGUGAUUGAGUGAGUGUCUGGGUGAUGGAGUGAGUGUCUGGGUGAUGGAGUGUCUGGGUGAUGGAGUGACUGGGUGAUUGAGUGAGUGUCUGGGUGAUGGAGUGUCUGGGUGAUUGAGUGACUGGGUGAUUGAGUGAGUGAGUGAGUGACUGGGUGAUGGAGUGAGUGCCUGGGUGAUGGAGUGAGUGGGUGAUUGAGUGUCUGGGUGAUUGAGUGAGUGUCUGGGUGAUUGAGUGAGUGUCUGGGUGAUGGAGUGAGUGUCUGGGUGAUUGAGAGUGACUGGGUGAUUAAGUGACUGGGUGAUUAAGUGAGUGACUGGGUGAUGGAGUGUCUGGGUGAGUGAGUGUCUGGGUGAGUGAGUGAGUGUCUGGGUGAUUAAGUGAGUGUCUGGGUGAUUAAGUGAGUGUCUGGGUGAUUGAGUGAGUGACUGGGUGAGUGAGUGUCUGGGUGAUUGAGUGACUGGGUGACUGAGUGUCUGGGUCAUUGUGUGACUGGGUGAUUGAGUGUCUGGGUGAGUGGGUGAUUGAGUGAGUGUCUGGGUGAUUGAGUGAGUGUCUGGGUGAUUGAGUGAGUGUCUGGGUGAUUGAGUGAGUGCCUGGGUGAUUGAGUGAGUGUCUGGGUGAAUGAGUGAGUGACUGGGUGAUUGAGUGAGUGACUGGGUGAUUGAGUGAGUGACUGGGUGAUUGAGUGAGUGACUGGGUGAUUGAGUGAGUGAGUGGGUGAUUGAGUGACUGGGUGAUUGAGUGACUGGGUGAUUGAGUGACUGGGUGAUUGAGUGAGUGACUGGGUGAUUGAGUGAGUGAGUGACUGGGUGAUUGAGUGACUGGGUGAUUAAGUGACUGAGUGAUUGAGUGACUGGGUGAUUAUGUGAGUGACUGGGUGAUUGAGUGACUGACGGUGAUUGAGUGACUGGGUGAUUGAGUGACUGGGUGAUUGAGUGACUGGGUGAUUGAGUGACUGGGUGAUUGAGUGACUGGGUGAUUGAGUGAGUGACUGGGUGAUUGAGUGAGUGAGUGAGUGACUGGGUGAUUGAGUGACUGGGUGAUUGAGUGACUGGGUGAUUAAGUGACUGGGUGAUUAAGUGACUGGGUGAUUAAGUGAGUGACUGGGUGAUUAUGUGAGUGACUGGGUGAUUGAGUGACUGACGGUGAUUGAGUGACUGGGUGAUGGAGUGACUGGGUGAUUAAGUGAGUGUCUGGGUGAUUGAGUGAGUGACUGGGUGAUUGAGUGAGUGACUGGGUGAUUAAGUGAGUGGGUGAUUGAGUGAGUGACUGGGUGAUUGAGUGAGUGACUGGGUGAUUGAGUGAGUGACUGGGUGAUUAAGUGAGUGUCUGGGUGAUUAUGUGAGUGACUGGGUGAUUGAGUGACUGACGGUGAUUGAGUGACUGGGUGAUGGAGUGACUGGGUGAUUGAGUGAGUGUCUGUGUGAUUGAGUGUCUGUGUGAUUGAGUGAGUGACUGGGUGAUUGAGUGAGUGACUGGGUGAUUGAGUGAGUGACUGGGUGAUUGAGUGAGUGACUGGGUGAUUGAGUGAGUGACUGGGUGAUUAAGUGAGUGUCUGGGUGAUUAAGUGACUGGGUGAUUGAGUGAGUGACUGGGUGAUUAUGUGAGUGAUUGGGUGAUUGAGUGACUGACGGUGAUUGAGUGACUGGGUGAUUGAGUGAGUGUCUGGGUGAUCGAGUGUCUGUGUGAUUGAGUGAGUGACUGGGUGAUUGAGUGAGUGUCUGGGUGAUUGAGUGAGUGACUGGGUGAUUGAGUGAGUGUCUGUGUGAUUGAGUGAGUGACUGGGUGAUUAAGUGAGUGUCUGGGUGAUUAAGUGACUGGGUGAUUGAGUGAGUGACUGGGUGAUUGUGAGUGACUGGGUGAUUAAGUGAGUGAGUGAUGGAGUGACUGGGUGAUUGAGUGACUGGGUGAUUAAGUGACUGGGUGAUUAAGUGAGUGACUGGGUGAUUAUGUGAGUGACUGGGUGAUUGAGUGACUGACGGUGAUUGAGUGACUGGGUGAUGGAGUGACUGGGUGAUUGAGUGAGUGUCUGUGUGAUUGAGUGUCUGUGUGAUUGAGUGAGUGACUGGGUGAUUGAGUGAGUGACUGGGUGAUUGAGUGAGUGACUGGGUGAUUGAGUGAGUGACUGGGUGAUUGAGUGAGUGACUGGGUGAUUAAGUGAGUGUCUGGGUGAUUAAGUGAGUGACUGGGUGAUUGAGUGACUGGGUGAUUGAGUGACUGGGUGAUUGAGUGAGUGACUGGGUGAUUGAGUGAGUGAGUGACUGGGUGAUUGAGUGACUGGGUGAUUAAGUGACUGAGUGAGUGACUGGGUGAUUGAGUGAGUGAGUGAGUGACUGGGUGAUUGAGUGGGUGAUUGAGUGAGUGACUGGGUGAUUAAGUGACUGGGUGAUUGAGUGAGUGACUGGGUGAUUGAGUGAGUGACUGGGUGAUUAAGUGACUGAGUGAGUGACUGGGUGAUUGAGUGGGUGAUUGAGUGAGUGACUGGGUGAUUAAGUGACUGGGUGAUUGAGUGAGUGACUGGGUGAUUGAUUGAGUGACUGGGUGAUUGAUUGAGUGACUGGGUGAUUAAGUGAGUGACUGGGUGAUUAAGUGAGUGAGUGAUUGAGUGAGUGACUGGGUGAUUGAGUGACUGGGUGAUUGAGUGACUGGGUGAUUGUGAGUGACUGGGUGAUUAAGUGAGUGAGUGAUGGAGUGACUGGGUGAUUGUGAGUGACUGGGUGAUUAAGUGAGUGAGUGAUGGAGUGACUGGGUGAUUGAGUGACUGGGUGAUUGAGUGACUGGGUGAUUAAGUGAGUGACUGGGUGAUUAUGUGAGUGACUGGGUGAUGGAGUGACUGGGUGAUUGAGUGAGUGUCUGGGUGAUUGAGUGUCUGUGUGAUUGAGUGAGUGACUGGGUGAUUGAGUGAGUGACUGGGUGAUUAAGUGACUGGGUGAUUGAGUGAGUGACUGGGUGAUUGAGUGAGUGACUGGGUGAUUGAGUGAGUGACUGGGUGAUUAAGUGAGUGUCUGGGUGAUUGUGAGUGACUGGGUGAUUGAGUGACUGACGGUGAUUGAGUGACUGGGUGAUGGAGUGACUGGGUGAUUGAGUGAGUGUCUGUGUGAUUGAGUGUCUGUGUGAUUGAGUGAGUGACUGGGUGAUUGAGUGAGUGACUGGGUGAUUGAGUGAGUGACUGGGUGAUUGAGUGAGUGACUGGGUGAUUGAGUGAGUGACUGGGUGAUUAAGUGAGUGUCUGGGUGAUUAAGUGACUGGGUGAUUGAGUGAGUGACUGGGUGAUUGUGAGUGACUGGGUGAUUGAGAGUGACUGGGUGAUUGAGUGAGUGACUGGGUGAUUGUGAGUGACUGGGUGAUUGAGUGACUGACGGUGAUUGAGUGACUGGGUGAUUGAGUGACUGGGUGAUUGAGUGAGUGACUGGGUGAUUGUGAGUGACUGGGUGAUUGAGUGACUGACGGUGAUUGAGUGACUGGGUGAUUGAGUGACUGACGGUGAUUGAGUGAGUGACUGGGUGAUUGUGAGUGACUGGGUGAUUGAGUGAGUGACUGGGUGAUUGUGAGUGACUGGGUGAUUGAGUGACUGACGGUGAUUGAGUGACUGGGUGAUUGAGUGACUGACGGUGAUUGAGUGAGUGACUGGGUGAUUAAGUGAGUGACUGGGUGAUUGAGUGACUGGGUGAUUGUGAGUGACUGGGUGAUUGAGUGACUGACGGUGAUUGAGUGACUGGGUGAUUGAGUGACUGACGGUGAUUGAGUGAGUGACUGGGUGAUUGAGUGAGUGACUGGGUGAUUGAGUGAGUGGGUGAUUGAGUGAGUGGCUGAGUGACUGGGUGAGUGGGUGAUUGAGUGACUGGGUGAUUGAGUGACUGGGUGAUUGAGUGAGUGACUGGGUGAUUGAGUGAGUGACUGGGUGAUUAAGUGAGUGUCUGGGUGAUUAUGUGAGUGACUGGGUGAUUGAGUGACUGACGGUGAUUGAGUGACUGGGUGAUGGAGUGACUGGGUGAUUGAGUGAGUGUCUGUGUGAUUGAGUGUCUGUGUGAUUGAGUGAGUGACUGGGUGAUUAAGUGAGUGGGUGAUUGAGUGAGUGACUGGGUGAUUGAGUGAGUGACUGGGUGAUUGAUUGAGUGACUGGGUGAUUGAUUGAGUGACUGGGUGAUUAAGUGAGUGACUGGGUGAUUAAGUGAGUGACUGGGUGAUUGAGUGACUGGGUGAUUGAGUGAGUGAGUGGGUGAUUGAGUGAGUGAGUGGGUGAUUGAGUGAGUGACUGGGUGAUUGAGUGAGUGACUGGGUGAUUGAGUGACUGGGUGAUUGAGUGACUGGGUGAUUGAGUGACUGGGUGAUUGAGUGAGUGACUGGGUGAUUAAGUGACUGGGUGAUUGAGUGACUGGGUGAUUAAGUGAGUGACUGGGUGAUUAAGUGAGUGAGUGGGUGAUGGAGUGAGUGAGUGGGUGAUGGAGUGAGUGAGUGGGUGAUGGAGUGAGUGAGUGGGUGAUGGAGUGAGUGACUGGGUGAUUGAGUGACUGGGUGAUGUCUCACUCUGAGACUAAAGAUCAUUCCUCAGAAACUGAAGCAGUACAGAUCAGCUCUCAGUAAAGAUCAUAUUUAUUUGUGUAUUUAUUUUACAUUUGGAGCAAAAUCAUAGGUAAAUGAAUCAACUCAAUCAAAAUGGAUUUAAAUUGAGUUAUUUAAAAAGAAUCUAAUCAAUAAAGGGAGUCCGAAACACAGACACACACACACACACACUGUACUCUUACAGUUAAAUGCUGAUGUUUAAAGCAGAACAUUAUUUUGUAAGUCUGUAUAUUUCUGUAGUAAACUUGUUUUAGUGUAAUAUUGUGAUGGUGUGUGUGUGAUCCACGCUGAAUUUUAACACACUGUAACACACCUGAUGAUGUUCCUGAAGGCUCAGAUUAGCUUCACAUCUCACCUCAGUGUAGAUUAGCGUGACUCACAAUUACUCGACAUGUCCACGUAUUAAACACACUGCUGCUCUUCACUAAGAGAUUUAUCUGCAGGAGUAUGUGUGUGUGUGUGUCCUGACAGAAAAACGCCAGUUGUUCUAAACUGUUGUUUAGAUAGACAGAUAGAUAGAACUUUGUCAUUGUAAAGUACAGGUACAUAGCAAUGGAAUGUUGUUUAGCAUCUAGCAGAAGUACAAAUAGUAGAAAUUAGAAGUAGUCUUUAUUUACCACAUAUACAUUACAGCACAGUGAAAUUCUUUCUUUGCCUAUUCCAUCCUUGGAGGUUGGGGUCAGAGCACAGGUCAGCCAUGAUACAGCACCCCUGGUGCAGAGAGGGUUAAGGGCCUUGCUCAAGGGCCCAACAGUGGCAACUUGGCGGUGUUGGGGCUCGAACCCCCGAUCUGCCGGUCAACGACCCAGAGCCUUAACACUCGAGCCGCCACCACCACCGCCCCUAAUUUUCUAUUUUCUAAAUUCUAAUUUCUGAUUUCUAACUAAAAAUGAAGGGACCCUAAGUGACCACUUAACAGCACAAUAUGACUUAAUGGCACAAGACAUCAGCUUUAACAUGACCUUAAAGAAGCCUAUAUUUUACUACUCUCUUUUUAUGGUCCAGGUUUUAGUCAGAUUUGGCCUGCUGAAACAGCAUAGUGUUGCUUCCACACAGCUCCAGAACUUUGCUGUAGAUGGAUUGAUCCUAGAAGUGAGUGAGUGUGUGUGUGUGGUGCCCUGUAGCAAUAACAUCUCAUCUGGGUGGUUUUCCUUGCAUAUGCUCUAGGAUUCCAGUCUGAAAAGGCAAAAAGGGACUCGCUAUUUAUGUUUUUGCAACUUUAUUAUUUUGAAUUUUACUUUAUUAUUAGUAGAAAUUGUGCAAAAGAACAAGUGCAGAUAAAUAUGUAAAUCAGUAAAUAAGGCUGUCAGAGUGUGCAUAGAGAAGUAUGUGCAAGUUGUAUUUAUAGCAGAUAAAGUCACAGGUGUAAUUAUAGAUGCAAAAAUGUGUGCAUUAUCUACAUUGUAUGUACAGUAGUAACAGAAAUAAUGUACAGUGUUUAUACAGAUAGUAUGUAUGUA